Messenger RNA from Periconia digitata, 883 nucleotides. The record is from the annotation of a GenBank genome assembly. NCBI's taxonomy places the organism in Eukaryota, Fungi, Ascomycota, Dothideomycetes, Pleosporales, Periconiaceae.
AAUGACGUUCAACCCAAAGGAGACUAUCCUUCCUCUCAAGGCUACUAUUUCCUCGGCCUUUACGUCGAAGCCACGUGUCGCUAUUCUACGUGAAGAGGGUGUCAAUGGUCAAGCCGAGAUGGCGUUCGCAUUCCAUAUGGCUGGCUUCUCGGCAAUUGAUGUGCACAUGACAGACAUCAUCUCGGAGCGGGUCAGCCUUGCGGGCUUCGUUGGUGUAGCCGCGUGUGGUGGGUUUUCAUAUGGCGACGUUCUUGGUGCUGGUCAAGGGUGGGCAAAAUCUGUUCUCCUGCAUCCCAAGACAAGAACAGAGUUUGAAAGGUUCUUUGGUCGGCCCGACACCUUUGCUCUCGGUGUAUGCAACGGCUGCCAGUUCUUGUCCAAAUUAAAAGAACUCAUUCCUGGGGCCGAGAUGUGGCCAUCAUUCGAGCGCAACGCAAGCGAACAGUAUGAAGCUCGUGUCUGCAUGGUAGAAGUCAUGGACACAAAAGCUCCUGAUACACCGCCUUCAGUCUUCCUCCACGGCAUGGAUGGAUCGAAGCUCCCGAUCGUUACAGCCCACGGAGAGGGUCGCGCGCAUUUCCCUCCAGGUAUCACAGCCACGUCCUCCCCCGCUACAAUGUACAAUGAAGGCCUUGUAUCUAUGCGAUACGUGGAUAACUACGGGAACGCGACGGAAAAAUAUCCAUACAACCCGAACGGCAGCCCACAGGGUAUUACGGGUGUAAGAAGCAAAGACGGGAGGGUGUUGGCGCUCAUGCCACAUCCAGAGCGUACAAUCUUGCGCGAAGUGGCUAGCUACAUCCCGAAAGGUAAGAUGGAGGAGUGGGGUGAGGUGGGACCAUGGGGAAGGAUGUUCAGAAGCGCCAGGCGCUGGGUUGGAUAG